This is a messenger RNA of Vanessa tameamea, 1833 nucleotides long. Its product is annotated as nicotinamide riboside kinase 1. The record is from RefSeq and is a predicted model, not a curated record. NCBI's taxonomy places the organism in Eukaryota, Metazoa, Arthropoda, Insecta, Lepidoptera, Nymphalidae. The transcript is spliced from 7 exons. Gene Ontology annotation, cellular component: cytoplasm. The coding region runs from base 877 to 1491 and encodes 204 amino acids. Gene Ontology annotation, molecular function: ribosylnicotinamide kinase activity.
CUGUCAGUUGUCAAAUGUCAGGCGGACGCAUUUUAAGUUGAAUUUAUAGGUUAAAAAGUAUAAAUAUUAGUAAAAAUUGUUAUGUUUUUAUUAAUGUUGAUGAUUUAAAAUGUCUUCGGCGUUAGUGCGUCAGGCUCUUGCUUUAGUGGAUCCUGAAGAAAACAAAAGUAAAGGAAAAAAGCGUCGUGCAAACCCAACUCGGCAUCAGAGCGUAGGUCAAGUUAACAGUCACCCAUACCAUCAAAAUAGUAAAAAGCACAAGCAAGCAGUAAUCAAAUCAAAAGAAACAAUAGUGGAAGAAAACAUAAAGAAGCUCCUAGCACUGUCAACACCAACAGCUGACAGUGCCGUGGCUGAAAAGAUUGUGGAGCGAGCCAUCAAAGGCAAGCCUCUUGCUGAGAAAAUUGAUGUCAAAGUUGAUGAAGUGAAGUCCAUUCUUUUUGCAGAAGAGCCAUUUGAUGAAUUUGAAAAGAGUUAUUUCUGUAGUUAAAAUAUCAUUGAAACUGUUUCAAUAAAUCUUUGAAUUCUUUACAAAAUAAUCAUUAACACAAAAUCAAAUUUAUAGUGUAUUAGACCCUUCAUAGGAUUCACUUCCAUUUGGUUGAAAGAAAAUGCCUUUAUGGACAUUCUUGAUGCAGUUUUGGGGAAACUGAUUUUGGUAACGACAGUUACUGUGUUUCUGGUUUUCGUUUUUUGGAUCAAUUCUUAUCCUUUCAUAGACGAAGAUCUUGCUAUCUACAAAUACAUUCCUGAUCCACAGUGGGCAUUACUAGCGUGCGCCGUUUGGGGCUUCUUCUUCAUCGGGGGACUCAUGUCUUUUACUCUGUACCACAUAUAUCCACACCUCUAACUUAUUUACAUAGAGCUCAUAUCACAAUGGCCCAUGGGAAAAUGGACAACUGGAUUAUCAUAGGAGUAUCUGGUGUUACUUGUGGAGGAAAAACAACACUGGCAAAUAAAUUAAAAAACCUUCUCACACCGGUGUAUGUAUUCCAUCAAGAUAAAUACUUCUAUCCGGAUGAUAGUCCCCAUCAUAUCAAAUGUGACGGUUUGGACCACAACAACUAUGAUAUACUGUCGUCUCUGGACAUGCAAGCUAUGUUCAAUGACAUUAUGAAGACUGUGGACGGUGAAAAUAAAGCACAUUCGUUUAAUGAUGUACAGAGUGGGGGGAGGUUACAAGUGAACGGUAAAAAGUUUAUCGUGUUGGAAGGGUUUACGGUGAUGAAUUAUAAACCCAUUAUGGAAAUUUGUAACUUAAGAUACUACUUCGUGUUAGAAUACGGCGAGUGCCUGUCCCGUCGCUGCCACCGGCUGUACGAGCCGCCCGACGUGGACGGCUACUUCGACCAGUGCGUGUGGCCCGAACACAUCCGAUACAGAGCCGAGAUAGAGAAGGACAGUCGUGUCAAAAUCUUAGACGGAACGUGUCACGACGCUCUGGACAUUGUCGUCUCAGAUCUUAAAACUCUCGGGGCCGUUAAAGUUUAGCAAAUGACAGAGGUUCAUAGUAAUGAGAUUGUGUUGAACUUUUAACGAGCAAAAAUGUAUACAACACUUUAAUUGAUUAUAGUAUUGAUGAUUAAAUCGAGUUCAUAUAUAUACUUGUAUUAUUGGUAGAUCAUUAGUAUAAUGAAUGGAUGUGCUUGGAAAAAGAUAUUAUAUACAACUUCUUAUAGUUACUAAAAUUUCCAUGUCAAUGUUGCUUUUUGUGUUAUAAGAGACAAAAUGUAUCGCGGGUUGAAAUUUUUAUACGCAGUAUUUUCGUAUGUUCACUUUUUCUUGUCUAUGACGCUACACGUUUCUAGUAAAUAUAUAUAAAUACGUUUCUAA